Molecule: messenger RNA, 366 nt
Organism: Penicillium vulpinum
Lineage: Eukaryota; Fungi; Ascomycota; Eurotiomycetes; Eurotiales; Aspergillaceae
Product: CTAG/PCC1 family protein
Exons: 2
Coding region: 1-366 (121 amino acids)
Cellular component (GO): EKC/KEOPS complex
Source: RefSeq, a predicted model, not a curated record
AUGGCUUUCAAACAACCAACAACUACCGAGUUCCCUUACUCGCUCACAAUCUCCCUCCCCCUCCCAACCAAUCGCCUCGCAUCAUGCGCACUACGCGCCUUGGAAGUUGACGCCGAACUAUCCCCCUUUGUGCGACGGGCUUUGACCCUCGAAGCCCCGGCGGUCGAGGCGCCAUCUGAGCCUCAAGAAAAGAAGCAAAAGCAGGACCCUGAAGAGUCUAAAACCUUGUUAAAUAUAACGUACACCGCGACCACAAACCGAAUGUUGCGCGUUUCUGUCAAUGGAUUUAUGGAGAGUCUGGGUGUUGUGCUUGGAGUUAUGGCAGAAUUGGAUAUUGAUGUACUCAAGGCAGAAAUGGAGGGUUGA